Molecule: messenger RNA, 620 nt
Organism: Pseudovirgaria hyperparasitica
Lineage: Eukaryota; Fungi; Ascomycota; Dothideomycetes; Acrospermales; Acrospermaceae
Exons: 1
Coding region: 22-177 (51 amino acids)
Source: RefSeq, a predicted model, not a curated record
UGCAAUUUAGUUGGAGUAGUCAUGCGGCUCUUCUGUCGGAGUAGAGUGCGCGCGGCCAGACCGCUCUUCUUCAUCUUCUUCUCAAUCUACUUCUUCUUCUUCCAGGCACAGAAAGCUCGCAGACCGGACAUUGUCUCGAUGCAGGACGUGUUGAUGGCCAUGUCAGCACUCACAUGACUGGAGGCUAAUGCGGUGAAAGGAGCAUCAGACGACCUUGUUGGGUACACGACAGGAAGUGAGGCUACACAGCUUGACAGCGCGCGUGACGAGAGCAGGUCGGACAGGAAACGAAAAAAAGGCACGAGGUGGGAGGUGGAAGGAGGAGGAAAAAAGACUAAAGGAUUAUUAGUAAGAAGCAGAGGUUUGGUGGUAGUAGGAUGGGAGAAAGUGUAAUAGUUUGUGAUUGGGAAGGUAUUUGUCAUUGUUCACACAGGAUGUAAUUAGAGGUUAAGCAGUAGUAGUAGCAGCAGCAGCAGCAGCAGUAAUUAGCAACAAGGUAGGAUUUGACGGAUGUGAUGGGAUGAUGCAUCGCAGCCCAGUAAGUAACUAACUAGUAGGCCGUGGUUUUCCGAGAGAUGAGAAGAGGAAGAGGAAGAAGUGUAGUUAGUAGUAAAGUCAAA